Molecule: messenger RNA, 1163 nt
Organism: Hibiscus syriacus
Lineage: Eukaryota; Viridiplantae; Streptophyta; Magnoliopsida; Malvales; Malvaceae
Product: salicylate carboxymethyltransferase-like
Exons: 4
Coding region: 14-1102 (362 amino acids)
Biological process (GO): methylation
Molecular function (GO): S-adenosylmethionine-dependent methyltransferase activity
Source: RefSeq, a predicted model, not a curated record
AAGCUUUUCCGACAUGGAUGUAGAGAAAGUGUUUCAUAUGAGUGGAGGAGUGGGCAAAACCAGUUAUGCCCAGAAUUCAUCUCUCCAGAAAAAUGCUUCAGACAUGGUGAAACACAUAACCUUGGAAACAAUGCAACAACUUUACAAAGAAGUUAAUCCCAAGAGCCUAAGCAUAGCUGAUUUAGGCUGUUCUUCGGGACCAAACUCCUUGUCACUCAUCAAAGACAUUGUUGAAGCUGUCCAAGGAAGUAGCCAUAAGAUGUUUCGACCCUCACCCGAGUUUCGAGUUUUCCUAAAUGAUCUUCCCACAAAUGACUUCAAUUCGGUGUUUAAGUCCUUGCCUGAUUUCUAUAGGGACCUUAAGAAAGACAAAAAUGGAAGGUGUCCGGCUGUUUUCAUAUCAGGUUGUCCUGGUUCGUUUUAUGGAAGGCUGUUCCCCAAUAAUUGCUUGCACUUCAUAUAUUCUUCUUACAGCUUGCACUGGCUCUCCAAGGUACCUCCAGGUCUUUACGAUGAGCAUGGCAAGUCUAUCAACAAAGGAGGCGUUUACAUAUCAGAAUUGAGCCCUCCAAGCGUUUCCCAAGCAUACUGGAAUCAAUUCCAGGAGGAUUUUUCAUUGUUCCUGAAAUCACGAUCAGAGGAGCUUGUCACAGGUGGAAGAAUGGUGCUCAUUACAUUGGGAAGAAUAGGCCAAGGACAUGUCGAUAGAGGCAACUCUUUCUUUUGGGAAAUUCUCUCAAAAUGUUUAGCCAUAUCUGUUUCACAGGGAGAAAUUGAGAAGGAAAAGCUCGAUAGUUACGAUGUUCAUUUCUAUGCAGCAUCAAGAAAUGAAGUAGAAGAUGAAGUGAGAAGAGAAGGUUCGUUCAAAUUAGAAAGGAUGGAAAUGUUGGAGAUCAAAAAACAAGUCAAAGGUGGGGAUAGCUAUGGCACAGCAGUGGCCAUGACGGUGAGGGCAAUCCAAGAAUCCAUGCUUUGCCACCAUUUUGGAGAUGGGAUAAACUUAGAUACCUUGUUUAACAAUUAUGCGAAAAUGGUGGACCAAGAAAUGGCCAACCAACAAAUUAACCCCAUCACUUUUCUUCUAGUUCUUAAGAAAUUAUGAAAUAUUAUAUUCUUAUAUAUAUCGAGCUUGAAUCAAAGCCCUUCAUUUUUGUUGUAUUUCC